Messenger RNA from Osmerus eperlanus (European smelt), 2233 nucleotides. RefSeq names its product COP9 signalosome complex subunit 1-like. The coding region runs from base 200 to 1909 and encodes 569 amino acids. NCBI's taxonomy places the organism in Eukaryota, Metazoa, Chordata, Actinopteri, Osmeriformes, Osmeridae. The record is from RefSeq and is a predicted model, not a curated record. Gene Ontology annotation, cellular component: COP9 signalosome. The transcript is spliced from 15 exons.
GAGAGAGAAAGAGAGAGAGAGUCCAGAGAGAGAGAGAGAGUCGGAUAUUUUAAUACAUAGUUGUACUGACAAACACAAAAAUCGGAUGGUUUCGCGUGGAAAAAGUUAUGAACCUUGUUCGUUCCGUGGGGACCCUGAUACAAGCUGCGUUCGCACCCUCCGGAUGUACUUGAUUUGUUUGGUGUCUGCAGAGUAGGAGAUGCCUCUGCCUGUACAGGUCUUUAACUUUCAGGAGAGUGCAGUGUCAGGGCAGGGGGUGGCUGCAGGGGUGGAGCAGGAUGAGACAGAGGACAGCGAGCUGGGCAGGGCCAGGGCCAGAGAGGGGGAGCAGAGGGGCAGGAGCCAGGCCCGGGCUUCUCCCUGGACCGGCCUGCUCCCCGCAGCCCCGCACAGCAGCAGGUCAGAGAUGCGCCUCCCUGUCACGGCAGGGGACUCCGCCUUGAGAAGCAGUCUCUCUGCGUGCUCCCUUCUCCCUAAGGGGUCUGUGGAGCCCAUGCAGGUUGAUGCCGAGCCCCAGAAAGACCAGCAGAACGACCCGGACAGCAGCUAUGUGGUGGAGAACCCCACACUGGACCUGGAGCAGUAUGCGUCCAGCUACAGCAGCCUGAUGAGGAUCGAGCGGCUGCAGUUCGUCGCGGAGCACAGUCCCCGGCUGAGGGCCGAGGCCCUGAAGAUGGCGCUGGCCGUCGUCCAGAGGACCUUCAACGUGGACGUGUACGAGGAGAUCCACCGCAAGCUCGCCGACGCCACACAGGGGGUCCAGGGGGUCCCGGACGCGGUGCCUGAGGGGGGGGUGGAGCCUCCUUCCCUAGACCCAGCCUGGGCCGAGUCCACCAGGAAGAAGGCUCUGCUCAAACUGGAGAAACUGGACACGGACCUGAAGAACUACAAGGGCAACUCCAUCAAAGAGAGCAUAAGGAGAGGUCACGAUGACCUGGGGGACCACUACCUGGACUGCGGUGACCUUAGCAACGCCCUCAAGUGCUACUCCCGCGCCCGCGACUACUGCACCAGCGCCAAGCACGUCGUCAACAUGUGUCUUAACGUCAUCAAGGUCAGCGUGUACCUCCAGAACUGGUCGCAUGUACUUAGCUACGUCAGCAAGGCUGAAUCCACCCCAGAGAUAGCAGAGCAAAGAGGAGAGCGAGAUAGUCAAAACCAAGCAGUCCUUACCAAACUCAAAUGUGCUGCAGGCCUGGCUGAGCUGGCCUCUAGGAAGUACAAACCUGCCGCCAAGUGCUUCCUCCUUGCGUCGUUCGACCACUGCGACUUCCCAGAGCUCCUGUCCCCCGGUAACGUAGCCGUGUACGGGGGAAUGUGUGCUCUGGCCACCUUCGACAGACAGGAGCUCCAGAAAAACGUCAUCUCCAGCAGUUCAUUUAAGUUAUUUUUAGAGUUGGAGCCUCAGGUCCGCAACGUCAUCUUCAAGUUCUACGAGUCCAAGUACGCAUCGUGCCUCAAACUGCUCGACAACAUGAAGGACAACCUUCUGCUGGACAUGUACCUGGCUCCCCACGUGAGGACUAUGUACACACAGAUCCGGAACAGAGCCCUCAUACAGUACUUCAGCCCGUAUGCGUCGGCAGACAUGACCGAGAUGGCCCAGGCAUUCAACACCAGCGUGGCAGCUCUGGAGGAUGAGCUCUCCCAGCUCAUCCUGGAGGGACUCAUCAACGCUCGCAUCGACUCCCACAGCAAGAUCCUGUAUGCGCGCGACGUGGACCAGAGGAGCUCCACGUUCGACAGGUCCCUCCACAUGGGCACGGGGUUCCAGAGACGAGCCAAAGCCCUGAUCCUGCGGGCCGCCGUGCUGCGCAGCCACGUCCACAUCAAGUCACCCCCAAGAGAAGGCAGCCAGGUGGAGCUCACGCCUGCCAACAGCCAAAUGUGGAUGAUCACCAACAUGUGAGGACGAGAACCCCCCCGUCCCCCCUCCCCUCCUCUUUGGUGCCCCCUGGGAGGGACCAUUACAGCCGGGGAGGGGGGAGUACAAAAACAACAACAUUCACAGACCUUCCCCCCUCCCCUUCUUCAGAGGAUGGUACGAUUCCCUGCUGAGAAGGAAUAUCACUAUCGUACAGACUUUUUAUUUAACGUUAAAUUGUUUAUGUAUCGGGAGACGGGAGAAGGAUUGAAAGAAAAAAUGUUUUGUUGCUCUUGUUUUGGAAAUAUGAACGUUGAAAGGAGGAGGAAUGGAGUUGUGGCACUUAGAAAAGCUGGUGUCACCUCAGAA